AUGGCUCCAGACGCAACCCCUGGGGUUCCUGCCCCGAGCACCCCCCCCAGGCGACCCUCCUCCAGCCAGGCCUCCCUGGGCGGCGAAGCUCCAUCUGAGGACGCCGAGCUCCUGGAGUGCCCCCUGUGCCUGGUGCGCCAGCCUGCCGAGCAGCUGCCCGAGCUGUUGGGCUGCAGCCACCGCUCCUGCCUGUGCUGCCUUCGCCAGUACCUGCGCAUCGAGAUCACCGAGAGUCGCGUCCAGCUCAGCUGCCCCGAGGGCGCGGAGGUUGCCAUGACGAUGGUGGAUGCGAAAGAGAGGCAGCGUUGCCAAGGGUUCGCCGUCAUCGCUUCUGGCUGUGCCAGCUGCCCCCGGCUGGUGUGCCGGCGCGAGGGCUGUGGCGCCGAGUUUUGCUACCACUGCAAACAGGCCUGGCACCCCAACCAGACCUGUGACUCGGCCCGCCAGCAGAGGGCGCAGUCGCUGCACACGCACAGCACCCACUCGCCAAGCUACACCCAAGAGCAGGGACCAGCGGAUGACAUCAAGCCGUGCCCGCGCUGCGGCGCCUACAUCAUCAAGAUGAACGACGGCAGCUGCAAUCACAUGACGUGCGCCGUGUGCGGCUGCGAGUUCUGCUGGCUGUGCAUGAAGGAGAUCUCGGACCUGCACUACCUGAGCCCAUCUGGCUGCACCUUCUGGGGCAAGAAGCCGUGGAGCAGGAAGAAGAAAAUUCUGUGGCAGCUGGGCACGCUCAUCGGUGCCCCCGUGGGCAUCACGCUCAUCGCCGGCAUCGCCAUCCCCGCCAUGGUCAUCGGCAUCCCCGUCUAUGUUGGCCGCAAGAUCCACGCUCACUACGAAGUGAAGAAGACGUCUCGCCACCGCAGGAACUUGGCCAUCACGGGCGGCGUGACCUUGUCCAUCCUCACCGCGCCCGUCAUCGCCGCCGUCAGCGUGGGCAUCGGCGUGCCCAUCAUGUUGGCGUACGUUUACGGUGUGGUGCCCAUCUCGCUGUGCCGAGGAGGCGGCUGCGGCGUGAGCAGAGGGAAGGGCCGGGGGGUGCGUAUCGACUUUGACGAGGACGAUGGGCCGAUCACAGUGGCAGAUGCGUGGCGAGCUCUCAAGUCGCCAAGCCUUGGCGAGAGCAGCCUGGACGGUGCGGUGAGCGGCCUAAGCACCACUUCCCCCAGUGAGGGGCUUUCGAUGGUGCCGGGGACCGUCGGGGAAGCGCCCCACUUCAACACCCUGGCCGGCGGCGCGCUGGGGGCCCGUGCCGGCAAAUACAGCAGGCUGGAAGUGCAGGCGGGAGAGCUGGCCAAGGAGUCGGCCCAGAAGGAGACGGGGAGCUUGGGGGCGGGGAGCGACUGUGCCAGUACGCGCGGGAUGGCCGGCUCCAUCAUCUCCUCCUACACGCUGCCUGACAGGGAGUGCACCAACCUGGAAAUCCAAGUGGACAUUGAGACCAAACCCAGCCACCUCUGCCUGACCAGCGAGGAGGACCUUGCUCCAGCCGCCGCCGCGAGCGCCUUGGUAGGGGAGGAGCCCCUGGACUGCAGCUCCAGACGAGGCGGCGCUCCGGGCCUGUCGCCGGGCGGCUCGGUGCGGGACAAGGACGAGGGCCUCCACGAUGUCACUCUGGCUCAGCCCGAAAGCAUCCGCAGCGACUUGGAGAUGUCCGACACGCAGUCGGACGACAUCGCCGAGCUGACGUCGGACGACUGCGACUCGCCCCGGCCCAAGGGACCGCUGCCCACGCAAGUCGCCUCGUGCCGGGCCAUGAGCACCCCCACUGAAGGCCUUCACUGUCCCGCCGACGCCAACGUCAUCCUGUAUGUGUGAGAUGCCGGAAGAUUUGAAAAGUUUUUGAGCAUUUCUUCCAUAUCCUGGAUAUCCAUCUUGAGAUCUACUAGUCCAAGUCUUUGUCCUCACUGGUAAGACAAUUUGGCGCGCUAGUAGACCGACUGAAUAUCAAGCAUAUUCAAUAAACGCUCAAAUGUCUUUUCAAAGACAGCAGCUCUCAGGAACGCACAACAAACAUUCUGACCUCCCUUAAUGUUGUUUUUUUUUUCCCUGUUGUUUUUUUGUUUGUUUUCUUUCCUGCUUUUUUGCCUCCAGCAGACGUGCCACCCUGGCGACCGGCUGACAAUCUUCUCAUUGUCAGAGUUCUACCUCUGAGAUUUAUAUGUGCGUGUUUACUCCCUGGGAUAAAAUGCCUUGGCUACUACUUAAUUUGGGGGGGAAAAAAACAAAAAAAAAGAGGUACAAGUUUUCCACACAAGCAGGUGAAACCUGGCGCACAGCCCCAGCGGAAGUGGAAAAAAACCAUGCGUGUAACGUGUGUGUGUGUGUGUGUGUGUGAGAGAGAAAAUGAAAGAAAAACUGUGGCUUUGUUUUCCUCCUCCUGCUCUGUUCAACUGUCGCUUGCUGUGUGCGCAUGAGCCCGGUGUGGAAGGUUUACCAACGUGAAUGCACAGCAAAUACACAAAAGAAAUUUCUGUAGAUGACUACUACACUGUUUAUUGAGUAAGUAAUAUUAUGACACCGAUGAGAGCCACACAGACUUUUGGGCGGUGCAAGCGCAAUGCAGUGGCGCCUCUAGAAUCAAGUGACCACACUUCAAUUUUUGAGAUACCGGCUGUCGUUUGACUAUUUUCAAUUUUUUUUUUUUUUUUUGCAUUGACCUGAGUUAAAUUCUGAGAUACGAGUGCCGUAUCUCGCAAUACUCACGGGCUAAUGUAUAUAUAUUUUUUUAAUCCUCUGCAAUCAGUGCAGUGAAACUAUUAUACUGCCCCCAAGUGGCCAAAUUCCGCACAGCUGAAGGAGACGCAAUGAAAGCGUUAUGAUGGCCAAACUGUCAUGCUUUACAUUUUAUUUAAUUAUUAAUGCAAGUAUGAUUUUAAUUAUUUUGUCGAUUGGUAAAUCUGAUUUUCAAUAUGUUUUUAAUUUCUACACCAUUAUUUAAAAAAAACAAAACGGGUUAUUAUGUCAAAUGGAUAGUGUAGAAAAUGCACCAACAAACAUGAUCAUUCAUUUCCUGGUUUGGUCCGCAACAUGUCAGGAAAUAGGCCAAAAUGUUUCGUAUUCUUUUCCAAAGUAAGAGCAAAUUUUUAUUUUGAUCCAACGCAGAGCUCAGUGUCCUUUCAUUCUCAAGGCACCACUGUAUUUGUAUCUGUGAACAACAAAAUGAUGUUGACGGAUGUCUGCACAUACCUGAAGUUGUCACUGUGUGUGCGUGUAUUUAACUGGUUCGCAUAUUGGAUUAUUUUUUUUCUUUUUGCUGGUUUUGAAUGCGCACUUUUGCACUUUAACCAAGCUUGUCUUUUUUUUCCGUUGGUGGGGGCUACUCAUCAUCGUCUUGAUCAUCAUCAUCAUGCGUUUGCAUUUAAAGGAGACGUAUGUGUCCCCCCCCCGCCCCCCACUACACACACACACACACACACGAACAAUUCAAAAUGGUUUGUAAUUAUCUUAUGACUGUUGUGACAUUCUUUGGUCAAGAAAGUCCAAAGAUAAAAAAAAUAAAACACACUUUAGACACAUUACACAGAGUGUGGAAGGGAAAAAAGGCCAUUGACAAGUGGAACAUUUUCAUUCAUGGAGUCAGCACUUAACACACUAUACUGUGUGUAUGUGGCACAUUGGCAUGUUGUUGUUUUUUUGUUUUUUCAUUAUUCAAUAUCUCCCCUGAAUUUACAUGCAACCAAAUUCAAGAUCACACCAGGAUGCCUUUUAUGUUUGACGUGACUGAAGUGUUAAUCUCCAAAACCUUUUUUUGUGGUUCACUAAUAUUUUGUGCGUGUGUGUAUGUGUAUAUAAUGCUUUUAAUUGUGAUUUUGGAGGUAAACACUGAUGGUCGUCUUAAUCAUUCUCACUGGCCUGAAUUAUUUCUCGGCUUUGUGCUUGCCUAUGAACUGGAGUGGGGGGUGACACGCUUCUUGGAGUCUGCGUGGAAUGUUCCUCAUGUCCGACGUGCAACUUUUCGUCUUCGGCUGCUUGUUUCAUUUGCUGCACUUUUUACUCAUUUUUCUCCUUGCCUGAGAUAAAGCACUCGAAUGUACCACGGGCCUGUACCUUAGCGACCAAGCGUCUAUUGGAGAUAUUUGGGUGAAAACAAGAUAGAUUUAGCAAUAUUUGAGUGUAACUAAACCGCUCUUCUACUUCCUGUCACUGUCAAAGUCUCACCCUGGCGUGAGGAUGCAAUUGCAGGACUGUGAAUGACCUUUUUUUU
This is a messenger RNA of Hippocampus comes (tiger tail seahorse), 4207 nucleotides long. RefSeq names its product ring finger protein 19B (gene rnf19b). NCBI's taxonomy places the organism in Eukaryota, Metazoa, Chordata, Actinopteri, Syngnathiformes, Syngnathidae. Gene Ontology annotation, molecular function: ubiquitin-protein transferase activity; zinc ion binding. The transcript has 11 exons. The coding region runs from base 1 to 1818 and encodes 605 amino acids. Gene Ontology annotation, biological process: protein ubiquitination. The record is from RefSeq and is a predicted model, not a curated record.